AUGGGACCUUGGGGUGGGGAUGGUGGGACAUCCUUUGACAUCACGGAGCUGCCUCGUUCUCUUCAAACUGUGACAAUUAGAUGUGGGGACGUGAUUAACUCGGUUAUGUUUUCCUACACUGACCAAACUGGCCAGAAGAAAACUGCUGGACCAUGGGGUGGUGAUGGUGCACUUACUGCAACGAUCACACUUGCUCCUUCCGAGUUUAUAAAGCAAGUUCUUGGAACUACCGGUGCAGUUGGAGGAGAGACAAUUGUUACAUCACUUACCUUGGUCAGUAGUGUUACAACAUAUGGGCCUUUUGGAAAAGCAAACGGUACCCCUUUUAGCAGCGAGGUUCCAGAUGGUAACAACAUUGGGGGAUUCUUUCCACGUGCUGGGGGGUCUGUCAAUGCACUUGGCAUUUACGCGUGCCCAAUUUAG
Messenger RNA from Triticum turgidum subsp. durum (durum wheat), 423 nucleotides. The record is from the annotation of a GenBank genome assembly. Lineage: Eukaryota; Viridiplantae; Streptophyta; Magnoliopsida; Poales; Poaceae.